GGCUGCCAGCUGCCCUCCCCACCUUGCCUCUGGAGCUUACUGUUCUCUACAACUUGCUGCUUUUUACUAUGGGAGCAUCUGACUCUGCCAUCGAAGGAGAAGCAGAAGGAAUACGCCAGGGGCUCCUCAGGGUUCUGGAGGCUUGUGGGGCCAGCGGGCAGGACCUUAGCACCGAGGAACUGUGGCAGAAGGUGCUGCAGGAGGUUACGGUGGAGGAGCUGCAGGCACCUUUGCAGCGACUCGCGGCCCUGCAAGCAGCGUGGUGGCUGGCAGCCAGCCGCCUGGGAAGCACCGCUGGCCUCUUCCGGCUCCUGAGAAAUGCUGAGGACCCGGGGAGAGCUCUCUGCAGUGAGGGAGAAAAUGAACUUCUCUCCCUGCUCAAGGCAUGGCGAGUACCUGCUGAGGGGACCUCUCUGCCCCUUGUACAGAGCGCCGAGGACUUGAAAGAGAUCCUCUGCACUACCGCAGCCUUCCUGCAAGGACUGCAGGAGCUGGAGACUGGGAACUUCCCCAAUGCCCUCUCCCUCCUUCAGGAGGCUGCAGGAGGAUUCUGCUCCAAGAGGGUCCUGGCCCAGAUCUACACCUGCCUUGGCUGCUGCGCUCAGCAAAUGGGAAAGCCUCAGACAGCCCUUCAGCACCUGAAAUGGGCCCUCAAGGUAGACUUCCAGUGCCUUCCUGCCCUGUCCCAUGCGGCAGCAGUGUACCAUGAGCUGGGAGAAACGGAUGUGGAGCUGCAGGCCCUGGCUCUGCUCUAUGAGGCGCUGGAAAAAAACCCUCCAACAGCUGCUUCCUCUAGUCCAUAUUUCCUAAUCCGAACAGAGCUCCUUGUCCGCACACCAAUACUAGCUUCACUCCUUCACCAUCACCACCCCUCUGAAGUGAAGUACCUGCUGGCACAGAGGUGUCUCCAGGACGGGAGGGUGGCUGAUGCAGUGGAACAUUACCUGGAUUUUCUGGCUCUGCUUCAGGAGGGGCUGCAGGAGCAAGUGCCCCUAGACAGUAGCUCGGCUCUGCCCAGGAUCCCCGAGGUGUUCCUGGAAGCGGCGUCUGCCUUGGAACAGGCUGGGAGGCACCAGGAUGCCAUUACUGUGUGCGAGGAGGUCAUCAGCCGGACAACUUACCUGAUCCCACGGAUGUUACGAGUGGAGAGGCUGGAGCAGCAGGCAUGCCCAUCAUCAGGGACAGGGCUGGUGGGUGGUCUCCUGUCCCAGAAGAAGGAGAGUCUGUGCUGCCUUGCCUGGAGAGCAGCUGGAUACCUGCACCAGGGCUGGGCAUGGGCCAAGCUGGGCGAGAGCAAGGAGGCUGUGACACAAUUCAGCAGGUGCCUCUGCGAUCUCCUGCAAGUCCAGCCCAGGUCUGUCUGUCUUUCCAUGCCAGAGAGUCUCCUGCCAGAAGUGGAGGUGCUCCAGAAGAUCAGGUUGCUGUCUCUCAGCGGAAGAGGGGCACAGUUCCUGGAAAUGGGGAGGCACAAGGAAGCCUUGUUGGAUUUCCAGCAUGGUUUGCAGAUCUCGCCAG
This is a messenger RNA of Phaethon lepturus (White-tailed tropicbird), 1515 nucleotides long. It is a transcript of the gene FANCG, whose product is annotated as Fanconi anemia, complementation group G. Gene Ontology annotation, molecular function: protein binding. The record is from RefSeq and is a predicted model, not a curated record. Gene Ontology annotation, biological process: interstrand cross-link repair. The annotation marks the transcript as partial. NCBI's taxonomy places the organism in Eukaryota, Metazoa, Chordata, Aves, Phaethontiformes, Phaethontidae. Gene Ontology annotation, cellular component: Fanconi anaemia nuclear complex. The transcript is spliced from 10 exons.